This is a messenger RNA of Diuraphis noxia (Russian wheat aphid), 777 nucleotides long. RefSeq names its product ankyrin repeat domain-containing protein 16-like. Gene Ontology annotation, molecular function: protein binding. The record is from RefSeq and is a predicted model, not a curated record. Lineage: Eukaryota; Metazoa; Arthropoda; Insecta; Hemiptera; Aphididae.
AUGAUUGUACGUAUCGAGUAUAUCUUGUCAUUGGACAUUGAACUAGCCACUGCAAUACGAUGUUUAGACGCACUGCUGAACUGUAACAUGCCGAAAAUUGUGGUGAACAAAGCGUUUUACAAAGCCGCGACACGAGACAAUAUUAUACUGAUGAACAAGCUGCUCAACCGUGGAGCGCACAUAGAUUACAAGGACAUGUCGACGGGGUUCACGGCACUUCUACUGGUCGCGAAGAGCAAGAACGUGAGGGCCACACAGUUCUUGCUAGAGAAGGGCGCCGAUCCCAUGGUACACGACCUCAACGGUUGGACGUGUCUUCAUUUUGCCGUUUUCUACCAAUUUCCCGUCCGGAUACUGCAGACGAUGUUGAUGAAGACCUGCGGCCGGGAACUGAUCGAUUUUCAGACGUGCAACCAGGAAACGGCACUACACUUGGCUGCCAGACGUGGCAAUGAGGCGGGGGCGGUGGCUUUGUUGCAGGCCGGCGCCCGCGUGGACCUCCUCGACAACAAGUUMCGCACACCGUUGAUGACCGCCCUGUUUUGGCAGCAAAACGACUCGAUGGUCAGGCUGAUGGUUUUGGCGGGUGCUAGCGUGAACCGUGUGCCCGGUUCGUCACUGGCGCCCCUGCUCAUGGUGGUCGCACGGAACAACUUGUUACURACGCAGCUCAUGCUCGAACACGGCUCCGUCGUCGUGGAUCUGAAAAACGACGACUUGAACUGGACGAUCAUCCAUUCGGCCUGUCAGGCUGGUAAGUGGUUUUUGAUGUUAUAA